GUUUGUCACUGUUUUACUGUUUUGUUGAGAACUAAUUGUUGAUGUUGCUGUACAUUUAUAUGAAUUAAUUAUUGUAAUAAUAAUUAAUUUAGCAAGAUGCAAUCACAUAGUGGUGUUCCUAUUCUUCAAUGGAGUCCUGACAAAAAAUACAGCGAUAGGGAAAGGUGGAUAUGCAUCUAUCCUGCAUACAUAAACAGCAAGAAGACUUUAGCUCAAGGCAGAAAAAUAGCAAAAGAAAAAUGUGUUGAAAAUCCAACACACCAAGAGAUUAGAGACGUCUUGGUAGCAGCUGGAAUGAAAGUAGGUGUCGAAAACAAACUCUAUAGUAGAGAAAGGAGUAAAGAAUUACAAUACCGUGGUCGAAUUAGAGUACAAUUAAAGAAUGACGAUGGAAGUUUGUUUAAUUCAGAAUUUCCUACCAGGGAAAGCAUUAUGAAUCAUUUAGGAGAAAUGAUUCCAAAACUAAAAUCUCGACUAAAUAAAGGUGCCGGUGAACAACCUCUUCAGAGUACUGGUAGUAAUAAAGGAAAAGGUAAAGGCAAGGGACGAAGAUAAGACUUACAAAAUUCCAUUUAUUUUUCAUUUCACUUUUUUUUUUAUUAAAAAUCAAAUUAUAUUGUAAAUUGUCUAUAAAUUAAAAUAAAGAGAAAUAUAUCUACUAAAAUGUCAUAAAUUCCAUUAAGAAUGAAAAGAUUAUAAGCUUUUACAUAUGUAAAUCCAAAAUAA
Molecule: messenger RNA, 726 nt
Organism: Anoplophora glabripennis (Asian longhorned beetle)
Lineage: Eukaryota; Metazoa; Arthropoda; Insecta; Coleoptera; Cerambycidae
Gene: Srp19
Product: signal recognition particle 19 kDa protein
Exons: 2
Coding region: 97-555 (152 amino acids)
Biological process (GO): SRP-dependent cotranslational protein targeting to membrane, signal sequence recognition; SRP-dependent cotranslational protein targeting to membrane
Cellular component (GO): signal recognition particle, endoplasmic reticulum targeting
Molecular function (GO): 7S RNA binding
Source: RefSeq, a predicted model, not a curated record